Tilletiaria anomala UBC 951 is the source of this 3069-nucleotide messenger RNA. RefSeq lists its product as uncharacterized. Bases 1 to 3069 code for a protein of 1022 amino acids. The transcript has a single exon. The record is from RefSeq and is a predicted model, not a curated record. Lineage: Eukaryota; Fungi; Basidiomycota; Exobasidiomycetes; Georgefischeriales; Tilletiariaceae.
AUGCAUCUAACUACGCAGCCGCAAGGCGCCGUCGGAGCGACCCGUGCCAAUGGGCCCUCGGCGCAGGACGGCCCCGGCUCUCCGCUGCCCUGCUGGCGCUGCACCGCGCGCAUGUCGUGCGCCUUCGAAGAGCAGCAGCAGCAGCAGCAGCAGCAGUGCGACAACACCUUCUCGCAUCUUGCCAGGCCCAUUGCGGUGCAUGGCACGCGCACAGCCAGCGAGGACCUCAAUCUGACUUGCAGCAAUGACCCAUGCCCGAGCACAAGCACAGGUGCCAGUACGCGGAGAAGAAUCGCCAGCAACAACAACAGCAGCAGCAGCACGAGCACCAAGAUCCGCCCAGGCACGGCAUCGACCGCAAUGAUAGCAUACAGCUACUCGACCGGGACUGCAUGCCGUGGAGCAGCGCUGCCCGGGCACACAAGCUGGGAGCAUGAACGCGAUUCGGCGUCCAGUGGUGCGACGCCGCAAACAAGUUUCACGAGCGCCUCGCCCGUCUCGGACUUCGGUCCCCGCCUCGGUCUUGGUCUUGGUCUUGGCCUCGGUAUUGGUCUCGGCCUCGAUGCGCCUAUCGAGCUGGAGCGGUACGCAGCCGCAGCCGUCAACGGCGACCGCAACGGUGAGGAACGCGAUCAUGGGGCAGGGCCUGAACACGGCGUCGUGUACCCUUCGAUGCUGGAGCACGCGUCCUCGCACGCCCACCUCCAUCACCACCACGACCGUGGCAUGGACAUAGAGCGGCGUGCUGCUGCUGUUGCACAGGCGAUAGAGCCGCAGCGUCGAGCGUUCGGCACGCACUUCAGCAGGGACCUCGGCCGACGCAUCGAGGAACGCCGGCUCAUGACGGGCCCUGGCAACCUUGCGGCCGCGCUCGGCUUUGCGUCCGUACCCGCGGGGUUGAGGGCAGCAGGAGAAGAACAUCAAGAAGAAGAAAUGGAGGAGGAGGAGGGUGCGCCAGCGGCACCAGGCAGUCGGAGCCUCUGCCGCGCGGAAAGGCCGCUAACGCGCGCGUCAUCAUCGCCACCGUUCUCGUCGGCCACGCACGAGUGCCUCGGGGCACGCUCGUCCGUCGCGUCUCUGCCUGAUCGCACACUGUCGUCGUCAUCGCCGUCAUCGUCUUCGCUGUUGUCGUUCACUGCUGUCUUGCACAGAGGGGAGCAUUUCAGCGAAACACAAGGAGCAAACGCUCAGACCUUAACCCAUACUCGAGCGUCGGCCCUUCUCGGAUCGCCGAUACGGCUCACACGGCCUAGAAGAUCCAGAUGCGUAGCGGAGCGCCACCCGCCGAGCUCAGCUUCCGCUGGCGCCCCCGCGCUCACUGUCGUUCCCAGCGGCGUCGCUGCCCCCGCAACACCCCUGACGCGCUCAACACCGUCACCGCCACCGUCGUCGCGGGCACGCCCGCACGAACCGCCUGCGAGGUCGAGACGGUCCGACCGUCGGCGCGGCGCGUUCGCGCGCCGCUCUCCGGACACCGCUGCUGCUACCGACGCUCGCCCGCGGCUGGGCAGCUACGAAGACAGCGACAGCGGUGGCGAUGGCGAUAGCGAGACGCAUGUGAGCGAGCAAGCACGCGUGCGCUCCGCCCCGCGCAGCCCGACGGCCGGCAUCACAAGCCGGUGCCAGCGCUGGCUGCACAAGCACAGGAAGCUGCUCGCGCUUAGCAUCGGCCAGUAUGCGGAGAGUGUCGCACCCGGGCAGGAUGCUCUUGCUUUGGGUGGCGCUACAUAUGAGAAGCUCCAUCUCACCGCCGUUGCCUCUGCUGGUGGUGGUGUGUUGGUCAGUCCUUGUAUCAGCUCGCUCGGCAAGGACGUCAGCCAUCCUCGGAGCCGUAGCAACUCGCUCUCCUGUUCCUUCUCCGACAAGCGGCGCAAGCGCCAAUUUAUCCCUCCCUCGCUCGACCUCGGGCCUUCACUUUUCGCUGCAUCAUGCGCCACGCAGAAUGCGGCUUCGUCCGAUGACGCCACGCCUCCCCCGACGGAUGCUACUGGUUGCCCCUCGCCGUCUACGGGAGGCAUCGUGCACAGUCAGGGCGCCGCUGCGCUGUCGAGCAGCCCCGUAGCCCAGCAUAGGGCUGCGCAAGCUGCAGCAGCACAGGAUGUGCAUAUUUUCUCCGCUGGGAGCCCGCUUUCGCAUCGCGCGGUCAUCGAGCCGAGCUCCGGCUGGCGAUCGCCUGAUCCCACCGCUCCUGCCACCCUCUUGCUUGCGCCUGGACCUCAGGCAGCGAUGCCGCCAGUAGGCUCUGACUCUGCAGCAUGCCGCAACAACCACUCCCUGGAUCAGCCGCAAGCCGUACCAAGUAGCGCCAGGAGCGUGCAGGCCAUCGUGCGGAUGCAGCGCGAUGCGUUGCAGCUCUUCAGCGAGGCGGUGCUCGAGCCGUCGUUAUCAGCACCCUCCUCCUUAGACGUUUUGGCUCCUCCCGUCGCACCGCAUUCGGCUCCCGCAUCAGCUCAUCCGCGGCGGCAGCAGCAGGUUUUGCAGGGGCAGCGCGAGGCUAGAAAGUGCGCAAAUGGCGGCUUGUCUGGCUACGGCCAACUCGGCCUUUGGCCUGCACCAUCGCCUGCGCCUUCCCUUUCGCCUUCGCCCGGGCCACAUGAACGUGUCUCGCGUGCGUGGUUGCAAAGCGUACAGCAAGCUACGACUGCAUGCGAAGUUUCAUCGCGAGAAGCUUCGCGCGUCGACCGCUUGCCUCCCAAGCAGCCCGUCUUCUUGCAGCCGCGGGGCCGCUCGGCUGCCGCGGCCUGCGUGCGUGCACCGAACCCUGGGCGGAUGGUGGGCAUUGCCAGCAGCAGGAGCCAGGACUUUUCCCUUGCCGGCCUGUCCGCAUCGGCGUCGCGGAGGCUGCUGAAGAAAGGCCUCUCCUUACGCCACCACGCUUCGUCGCCGCGAAUCGCAGACCCGAGCGAUGGCGAGUUCAGCAGCAUCUCCACCACUACAACGAGCUCGGCGGCGAUCGAGGCGCUCAUCCAACAGCUCAAGUUCCCCACACAGCAAGAGGACGGUGCGGCGAUGUUCGUCAAUGAUCUGCGCGAUCGUCAUCUGCAUGCGCACGCGCUCCUAUCCAACUAA